This is a messenger RNA of Myodes glareolus (Bank vole), 3086 nucleotides long. Lineage: Eukaryota; Metazoa; Chordata; Mammalia; Rodentia; Cricetidae. The record is from RefSeq and is a predicted model, not a curated record.
GACUAGGGGCGUCACGCGGAAUGGGCAGCGCGGGCUGCGCCGAAGUGCGCCCCCGGACUGGUGCGGGGCUGGGGGCGCAGGGAUCAGACUCCCGAUGCGCGGUGUCUGGACCUGUGUGUGUGCGUACCCUUCACGCGGUAGGGAACUGACUCAAAGUCAAACACACCCAGGCACUGCUUCCCGUCGCCUGCUGGAGAGGACACGAACUUGCAGACAAACCUGGGCUUCCCCUGUAGUCCCACUGCUCUUGAGCCUAAGACUGGGCCCAAGGCACUAUUCUCAGACCUGGGGACCCCAAGUUCUGGCAGGUUUAGGGCUAUGAAUAGGCGGUCUUCCUUCUCAUCUGCCAUUCCUGCUGGUUCUCUGAACUUGAACGCAAGCCCAGUCUGGGAAACCAAGGGCCUGUGACCCCUUUUCUUCCCCACCAACGCCAACCCCAUGCCAGCAAGCAGGAGGGAAGUUCCAAGACACUGUCCUUAACUCUGGCCCUGGCCUUCGUUGAGGCUUCAUGCGGCAGUGGCAGUCAGAAGUGACAGAGAGGAGCUGGGCAGUCAGAACUCAUAAGGCUCAGGACAAUGGAGACAUCUGGCACCAUCAAAGAUUCCAUUUGGAAACCAUUAGGCAAAUCCAUCAUCACAGACUAUUCAUGGAGGGGCGAGAUUAGGACAGAGUGGAGGAUUGCCCUGUCUUGAGGGACCCAGAAACGUCACCCUGCCAGAGGUGUUCAGGCCUGGGCAUGGACAGCGGAAACCCUGAGACCACAAAGGUUGAUACAGAUGACUGAGGUGGCUCUGGUUCUCCCCAGGGCUCCCUGUUAGCCCUCACCCUGCUUAGGAGUAAGGAAGACAGGAGCCCUGUUGCCCAGGAGGUGGCUCUCCUCUUCAGCUUUGGUUUCUGUUGAUUUAAGGCCUUUAAAAGUUCUUGCUGGCUCCCAAAGCCUUGAUGAUGUGAGUUCCAUCCCCGGGACCCACAUGGGAAAGGAAAUGCCUCCUGCAAGUUACCCUCUGACCUCCAUCUGCACUUACCUCUCCCCCCUCCUCUCGUGCACACACACAAUAAUAAUAACAAAAAUUUAAAUAUCUGAAAGAUAAAAUCAGACUUUAAGGUUCAGGGUUCAGUCCUGAUGGUCACCAAGUACCUUUACAGGCCCAGUAGGGCCCUCCCUGGAGCUCAGUGUUGGGGUACCUGAUGGGGCACCCGGGCAGGACGCAUUACCUCCCAUGGUAAGGGACGGAAACAAAGGUCUUAGAAGGGAUGGAGGGCAGUGUGCGGUCAGGUCCCGACAUCACUCAGUGCAUGUCCCCGCCCUGCCCUGCCGACUCCCCUCUAGUUCUUGAGACCCAAGCAGCUGCCCAGGAGGUCCUGGCGGGUGGGACGUGGAAAGAAUAUUUCUAUUGAUUUCCAUCUUCUCCUCCCAUCGUCAUCCCUCAUAACCUAGGGAUAUAUCGGUACAGCAGUCUCACACAUAAUUGAUAAGCCUAUAAUUUAUAUCUAAAUUAUAUAAGAUAGUUAUAUAAGAUAGAAUUUAUAGUUCACAUCUGGGAGUGCGCGCCUCAACUCUGCCUCUCCCUGAAAGGGGAGUAAUGAGGAAAGUUCAGAGGGCUGGCAGAGGGAGCAAGCGAGCCAGGUUCACAGGCAGGCUCUGCUCUUGUGGCCUGUCUGGCCAUUCUGCUUCCCUUCUGCCGCACAGCCUGUCACCGAGGAGUCUGGCAGGCUUCUUGUCAGCAGCCAAGCAGAGCCGGCUGAGGGCCCAGCCUUCUGUAGCACCUGCAGCUUCAUACACUUCCCGCGCUCGCUCUCUUUCUUGCCUGUACUGGAGAUUGAACUCAGGACCUUAGGAUGCAGGAAAGCCCUCUAUCUACCACUGAGUCUCUUUGAGAUACUCCCGUUAGGUUUUCAGGCUGGCCUCCAACUCCCUCUUUUGCUCAGCCAGGCUUUGAACUUGAGAUCCCGCCCCUUCCCAGUGGCUUACAGGUCCUUGUCACUGGGCCAGGCCCCAGAUCCUCUUUGAAGUGCUCCUUGAUGCUUGCAAUGUCCCCAAUGCUGUGCAGGUGCUUCUAACGCUGUACGGAAGUAACUCACUUAACUUGAUUGCACUGAAGCCCAGACAGUAUCAAAUGCUCUGGGGAGAACAUUCUGGACAGGCACUUAGAGCCACUCAGUAUACCUUGAAGGAGGUUGGUUUACUCUGCCACUAGAGGGGAGAUCUUGGGCCCAGUGAGUUUAAUCUCCCUUCACCAGGUCAGUUCUGCUGACUCCACUAAUCAGCUUGAACCUCCUAAUCCAUCCCCAGGAACUUCAGGAAACACAGAGGGUGGCUUGGGAGAGGUGGCCGGGGGCCAUUGUGGCCCCUCACCUGUGGCCUUCUUCCGGUGGAGUUGGUCUUCAGGGGGGGAUGGGGCAGCUGAGCCAUGUGCACCACCCUCUUCCUGCUCAGCUUGGCCAUGCUGUGGCGCCGCAGAUUCAACAACCGGGUGGAACCAGAGCCCAGCAGAGAGGAUGGGACAGUUGUGGGCAGCAGCUCGGACACAAACCUUCAGUCUUCGGGCAGGGAGAAAGAACCUGUGAGGUAGGCCUUCGCUUCUUCAGGCAGCUCAGCUCUGGGGACUGUGACCCACCGGCCCAGACAGCUGGACUCCUGCUUCGCCCCCUAUCCCAGGAGGAUGUUGUGGGGCCGGAGGCAGCGUCAGGAGGGAUAACAGGAGAAGUAGUCAAGGAGAAGAGGCAUUUGGCUCUUGCUUUGAAGGAAGCCACACAGAUUCCAGACGGCUGUGGCCAGCCCAAGCAUCGCGUCUCUACGAUGUCCCAGAGCCAGAAGAGAGGCUGUUGCUUUUAAAGGAGAAUCCCCCAAACUUGGCUAGAUGGAGGACGGCCAGCUUCCAGGCCGGCCACCAACAUGCCUGCAUACAGACAUACUUCCUGUGAAGUCACUGGUACCACUGCUUCAAGUGCGAGCAGCCAGCAGCUGGGAGGUUGCCACCAACCCGCCUUUCAUGUUCUUAUUAAUAAAAUCAAAGAUUCCCUUUGGAAUUAAGGAGGAAACUUCAACGCUGUAAAGACAGCUUUCUUACUGUGGGUCUCAGACA